CGAGGCGUGUGACGUAAAACCCCUUCCGUCUCAGCGAAAACACACUGGAGUGCCCGGAGGGCUGAAGAGCGGAGGGAGCGGAGUUGUUGGAUAUGCUGGAUGGGGCUGAAGCGACUUCUCGGACCCGCUCGGACGUUCUCGGCACGUUAAACCCGACUGUGCGGUGAUCCAGAAGGGGGGAAUGAGCAGUGAAGAGGAGCAAUGCCUUACGUGGACCGACAGAACCGCAUCUGCGGCUUCCUCGACAUCGAGGAGCUGGAGAACAGCGGCAAGUUCCUGCGGCGAUACUUCCUACUGGACACCCAGCAGGGCAGCCUGGUCUGGUACAUGGACAACCCACAGAAUCUACCGAUAGGGGCCGAAUGUGUGGGCUCACUCAAACUCACCUACAUAUCCAAAGUCAGUGAUGCCACCAAGCUAAGACCAAAAGCUGAGUUCUGCUUUGUCAUUAAUGCAGGAAUGAGGAAGUUCUUUCUGCAGGCUAACGACCAGCAGGACCUUGUAGAUUGGGUCAACGCACUCAACAACGCCACCAAAAUUACUGUGCCCAAGUCAUCAUGUGAUGUGGUCCAUAAUUCGGAGAGUCAGAAAGCAGUGUGUGAUAUUCAGGGCAGCAGAAAGCAGGUCUCCUAUCGGACAGAGAUCAUAGGGGGAGUACCCAUCGUCACGCGCACACAGCAGGAGGGGGAUGAUGGACAGUCCACUGGAAGAGAAAAGGAGGCCUUGAAGCGGCCUCACAGUCACCUUCCCUACUUCUUGUGCAGACCAACUCAGGAGCAGAGUGUGAUAAAGGCAGGCUACUGUGUUAAACAGGGCGCUGUGAUGAAAAACUGGAAACGAAGAUACUUCAUUUUGGAGGAGAACUCCAUGAGCUACUUUAAAUCUGAUCUUGAGAAGGAGCCCUUGAGGAUGAUUCCCCUGAAGGAGGUUCAUAAAGUUCAGGAGUGUAAACACAGUGAUAUUUUGAUGAGAGACAACCUCUUUGAGGUGGUCACUACAUCGAGAACAUUUUAUGUUCAGGCGGACAGUCCUGAAGAGAUGCACAGCUGGAUUAAGGCAAUCUCAGGAGCGAUCGUGGCGCAGAGGGGCCCCGGAAGAUCCGCUGCAUCUAUGCGUCAGGCCAGAAGGCAUUCGAACCCAUGUAUUCAGAGGUACACACCACGUGUCACUCAAGGCAGCACGUAUGGGCACACUGUUGGCUCCUCCUCAUUCCACUGUGCACCCUCGUUUGGCCCCACCCCCUGGAAGGCCAGCCCUGCCAUGCCAGCCUACCCAGAGUGCCGUGGUACCCCGCGGACUGGCAUGGGACAGCGAGCACUUCAUGAGCCUGCUACCAUUGCCCCGGCAACAUGCCCGCCUGUCGUUACAAGAGACCCACCUGUCCAAGUGACUCACGAGUCACCAUGGCGACGGCGCAGCAGUUUUGGGAUGCGCGAUGCCCCGUCUCCUCCUCUUGACCUGGACGAUGGCGAGCUACCCGUUAGCCAGGUCUAAACUUCUGAAUUAUAUGUCGGAGACACCUUGCGAUCCCCUGUAAGAAUCUGAUUUGCAUAUGUCAAUCAUAGUGAUACAUCAGAAAGGAUGGAAUGAGAAGAUGAAUAAAGGAGAGAUGGACACUGUUGUCAUGAAGUAGCCCGUUCACACCUGGCAUUAACAUACAUCUUAUGUGAUCUGGUCAUAAGUGGACGGCUGUGAACGUGGUCUGAUGCGUCUCAGAGAUCACCUUCAAAGGUGGUCAGGGAUGCAACUGACCACAUACCAUAAAGCAUUCCAAGGAACACCUUGAUCAUUUGCAUAAUCACAGGAGAGAUGAAAGGAGCCACAUAGCUUCCUUCUUCAUCUCCCUUCCUGCUUGUUUUUGAGGAAAUAUUUAACAGCUCAUGCACAGUUCUGCACAUUUUAAUGCACAAUUACUGUUUAUUUGCCGAAUUUAACGUAUUUACAAAACAUAAAAUGUGCUCUGUAUGAAAGUUAUGGCACAUUUUAUGUUGUAUGUUUUAUUUCUGUCCCAUAUGCUAAAAAAUAAAUAGAAAUUGUGCACAAAAAUUAGCAAAAAAUGCAACAUUUAAGUUUGUUCCCUGUAGAGGACGUGUAAAUUUAUUCACUCUCACCUUUUUUCAAAAUCAACGAAAUGUAAUUUUACUAGGGAUGUUUAAACUUUUGCAGAUAACUGUACAAGUACGUGAACAAGGACGACAAAUGCAUUGAGUGGCAUCAUAAAUGUGCGCCAUACUCUUCUCCUGUUGUGAAAUAAGUGGUCACGGGCAGUGAAUUCACAUGGAAAUGCCAAGUGCGAAUGGCAAUGUGUCUCUCACUUGUGGUCAGAUCACUCUAGACAGACGUUAAAGGGGAAUUCCGACGAUUUUUCAGAAUUUCUCUCAACAGUCAUUCAGAGUGGUAGGAUGUGAAAUGGUUCAUUGUAGGAAACUUACUAGCUCAAAUUUCUUACAGUGGUGGUGAGAGGAACUCUGAGUCACCAUGUUCUCAAUGCAAAUAUAGAAAUUUAGUGUACUGUCUAGAAUGACCAGUGAACAACAAGUGUUUUCUGAGUUUUAUUUGUAAUGCUGAUGAUGGUAAAAUAGGACUAAACGCGAGGAAAAUGCUUUUUUUAGGGACUAUUUUGAAUGACUUGCAUGCAGCUCACCAGCAUUAAACAAUUUUUAAAAAAGAGAAAAAUUUAAUCUCAAAAUUAUCAUAAAACAGUGACUCAGACAUCAGGCUGAAGCAUGAAGCCAUUCCAUGUAAUAACCUUCUGUGUAGGAGCUUUUAAAGGCAUUAAAUACUUGGGAUGUCUGGUUCCUAUCAACACCACUGUGAACACUUUUGACUUGCAAUUUUCACUAGAAUGGAGAAAUUCACAUUAAAACUCUUAAAAUGAGUUUAUUUACAUGUUACUAAUUUAAUUAUGUAGAAUUUUUUGAAAAAUCUGAAUUCCUCUUUGCAGUGCCAGGUGCGAACAGGGCUGUUGACCGUUUGACAACUUGUGUCUUCUUCCAAUAUCCUAUGUAGAGUCUGGGACCAAAAAAGCAGAAUUUUUGUUUGUCCUCUUUUUUUGUUUUAUUUUGUUUUGUUUUUGUUUUGUUUGGGUGCCUUUGGCCACGUUUUGCUGAUUUUUCUAAGUGAAAAUAAUUGAACACAUCCUCUACA
Molecule: messenger RNA, 3147 nt
Organism: Colossoma macropomum (tambaqui)
Lineage: Eukaryota; Metazoa; Chordata; Actinopteri; Characiformes; Serrasalmidae
Gene: plekha1a
Product: pleckstrin homology domain containing, family A (phosphoinositide binding specific) member 1a
Exons: 13
Coding region: 202-1494 (430 amino acids)
Cellular component (GO): cytoplasm; membrane
Molecular function (GO): PDZ domain binding
Source: RefSeq, a predicted model, not a curated record